AUGUCAAAGGCCACAAGGAAUUUACUAAAAUCAGAUUUUGCUUACUACCCAACUCAGAAGAUCAACUGGUUCCCGGGUCACAUGAGAAAGGCGAAACGCCAGAUCCUGUCCCAGAUGAGGAAGGUAGAUCUCUUUGUUGAGGUAAGGGACCUCAGGGUCCCAUUUACCUCACAUAACAUCCUGCUGGAUGAGCUCAUCCCUAAGGAUAAAUAAAAGAGUUGUGGUCUAUAACAAGGCGGAUCUUGCCAACCCUAAAAUGACUCAGAAAUAUCUUAAAUACACACGUGAAGUGGAGAAAUAUGACUGCUUUGAGAUGAGUGCAAAAAAGCAUAUCCAUGUUGACAAGUUUAUUUCCCAUAUCAAGCAUAAAGUCAACCCCAGGUUUAGCACUAUAGGCAACUGGAUGAUGAUCGGAGGUAACCCAAAUGUUGGGAAAUCAACCAUCAUCAACACUUUACGUGUGAAGGAGGACAACAUCGAGCACAAUCGUAAAAGCGGAGCAAGGGUUGGAGCAGUCCCUUGAAUCACAAGAUCUGUAACUGGCUUCAAAGUGAUGACAAACCCUUUGACUUAUCUCAUAGACACUCCUGGAAUCACUCAGCCCAAGAUCCUUAAUAAUGAGGAUGGCCUUCGACUCUGUGCAGUGGGAAGCAUCAGAGAUGGAAUAAUAUAAUUGAACAUGAGACUACUAUUAGAUACAUUCUAUACCAACUGAACAACAAAGGAGUCACCAAAUACGUUUCCUUCUACAACCUCAAAGAGCCCACUGAUGAUUUUGAAACCUUCGCCCGUGGCGCAAGGAGCCUUCAUGGCAGGAUGAGCCACCACAACCUGGAAAUCUCCAUCCUAAAAGACUUCAGAGAAGGCAAACUUGGCAGGAUCACGAUCGACGAAGACCCAGAAACAGAAGCUGAACGAAGAAGACAGAUCCUCGAAGAAAUCAGGCUGCAAGAACUAGAAAAACAGGACUAA
Molecule: messenger RNA, 972 nt
Organism: Moneuplotes crassus
Lineage: Eukaryota; Ciliophora; Spirotrichea; Euplotida; Euplotidae
Source: the annotation of a GenBank genome assembly